CAUUCGACUAAUGUUAUUGUGCUCUAUGUGAUCCAUAGAAACUUUAUGAGGAAGCAAGUCAAGUAGCGAAUGAUGCAGUAAGGAAUAUCAGAACAGUUGCCGCUUUCUGUGCAGAAGAGAAGGUGAUGGAGUUGUAUCAGAAGAAAUGUUUAGGACCAAUCCAGACAAGUAUAAGGCAAGGUUUAGUCAGCGGAACAGGUUUUGGGUUAUCACUUUUCUUUCUAUUCUCUGUUUAUGCAUGCAGUUUUUAUGCUGGGGCCAGACUUGUUGAGCAUGACAAAACAUCAAUCUCAGAUGUUUUCCGUGUAUUUUUUGCUCUCACAAUGGCAGCUGUUGCAAUGUCACAAUCUGGCCUCAUGACCCCAGCAGCAAGUAAAGCAAAAAGUUCUGUUGCUUCUGUAUUUGCUAUUCUUGACCAGAAAUCAAGGACAGACCCCAGUGACGAGUCAGGAAUGACAUUGCAAGAAGUGAAGGGAGAGAUUGAGUUCCACCAUGUCAUUUUCAAGUAUCCAACCAGGCCUAAUGUUCUUGUAUUCCAAGCUCUUUCCUUGACCAUUCAUGCAGGAGAGACAGUUGCUCUAGUAGGUGAAAGUGGAAGUGGAAAGUCUACAGUGAUCUCAUUGUUACAAAGAUUUUAUGAGCCAGAUUCAGGUCAGAUUACACUGGAUGGAACAGAAAUCCAAAAGCAGUAUGGAUAG
Messenger RNA from Cajanus cajan (pigeon pea), 698 nucleotides. NCBI's taxonomy places the organism in Eukaryota, Viridiplantae, Streptophyta, Magnoliopsida, Fabales, Fabaceae. The record is from RefSeq and is a predicted model, not a curated record.